This is a messenger RNA of Galleria mellonella (greater wax moth), 1894 nucleotides long. RefSeq names its product eukaryotic initiation factor 4A (gene eIF4A). Gene Ontology annotation, molecular function: RNA binding; RNA helicase activity; ATP binding. NCBI's taxonomy places the organism in Eukaryota, Metazoa, Arthropoda, Insecta, Lepidoptera, Pyralidae. Bases 224 to 1486 code for a protein of 420 amino acids. The record is from RefSeq and is a predicted model, not a curated record. The transcript is spliced from 7 exons.
CGUUAUUUUAUUUUCCCAUAUUUUAAUAAUAUUAAUCUUGUCGUGAUACGAUACACUCUUAAAUAUCUCUAUAUUUUUAAAAAUCUAAUUAAAAUAAAGUGAUACUUAUUUUCAUUUCAUCUUUGCUACAGAAUACAAAAUUAUAUAUUAAUAUAUAAAAAGCUUGUGAUAUAGUUAACUUGACCUUGCUAGUUCUUUUCCGUUCAGCUACCGCGAUUGGAACAUGUCUUACUCACCUGAAAGAAGAUCAGAAGAUUGGCCGGAGGAUGCCAAAAAUGGGCCAAAGGAUCAAGGAAAUUAUGAUGGUCCUCCAGGCAUGGAACCUGAUGGAGCACUUGAUACUAACUGGCAUCAGGUCGUCGAGAGUUUCGACGAUAUGAAUUUGAAGGAGGAGUUAUUGAGAGGGAUAUAUGCUUAUGGUUUUGAAAAGCCGUCGGCAAUCCAACAACGCGCCAUUAUGCCUUGCAUUCAAGGUCGCGAUGUUAUCGCCCAAGCCCAGUCCGGUACUGGCAAAACUGCUACCUUUUCUAUUUCAAUCCUUCAGCAAAUUGACACUAGUAUUCGAGAAUGCCAGGCCUUAAUUUUGGCCCCAACCAGAGAAUUGGCUCAACAAAUCCAGAAGGUGGUGAUUGCUCUGGGUGAUCAUUUGAAUGCUAAAUGCCAUGCUUGCAUUGGUGGAACCAAUGUUCGUGAAGAUAUCCGUCAAUUGGAGAGUGGUGUACAUGUUGUGGUCGGCACUCCUGGCCGUGUUUAUGAUAUGAUCACCCGUCGUGCCCUGCGUGCUAAUACUAUAAAAUUAUUUGUUCUUGAUGAAGCAGAUGAAAUGUUGUCUAGAGGAUUCAAAGACCAAAUUCAUGAUGUAUUCAAGAUGUUGUCUGCUGAUGUGCAAGUGAUUUUACUGUCUGCUACCAUGCCUGAUGAUGUGUUAGAAGUUUCCCGAUGCUUCAUGAGAGAUCCAGUCCGCAUUUUAGUGCAAAAAGAAGAGCUUACCUUGGAAGGUAUCAAACAAUUUUUCAUCGCAAUUGAAAUGGAAGAGUGGAAGUUAGAAACACUUUGUGAUCUGUAUGACACCCUCUCUAUUGCUCAGGCUGUAAUUUUCUGCAAUACGCGUCGUAAGGUGGACUGGCUCACUGAGUCUAUGCAUGAGCGUGAUUUUACCGUGUCUGCCAUGCACGGUGACAUGGAUCAACGUGAACGUGAAGUUAUCAUGAGGCAGUUCCGUACUGGAUCUUCUCGUGUGCUGAUUACAACUGAUCUGUUGGCCCGGGGUAUUGAUGUGCAACAAGUGUCCUGCGUUAUCAAUUAUGAUCUGCCAACUAAUCGCGAAAAUUAUAUCCAUAGAAUUGGAAGAGGUGGUCGUUUCGGCCGUAAGGGAAUUGCCAUUAACUUUGUGACUGAAGCUGAUAAGAGAGCAUUGAAAGACAUUGAGGACUUCUAUCAUACAACUAUUACAGAAAUGCCUAGUGACGUGGCUAAUCUCAUUUAAGGUGUCAACACUCUCUCCGUUUAUAAUUUGUGUCCUACCUUUUAUUGAAAAAAUUAUAAGGUGUGAGUAUUAGGAGAUACUUCCUAAAUACCAUUGUGCCGAAUUUUUUUUAUUGGAACUAAUUUUUAUUUUGACGGAUAUAUUUUGUUUUAGUUUAAUGAUCACGUUAUACUAUAGACCUAUAAGUUUAAUAAUAAUAAUAAUUAGGUGUAAGACCGGCUCGGCCGGAUGGCCCCCGUUCCGCGCGGGCCUCUCUGCCGAUUGCAGAGAGGUCUCAUCGGGUACUGGAGAGGCUAUUUCAAUCACAAACGUACUAGAAGAAAACAAUGUAUUGUAUCUCUUUCCAGAUGUACAUAAUAUGGUAACUGUUUUUGUAAUACGCUAAAUAAAUAUAAUGAAAUAAUCUUA